AAGGUCAUUAAUUUGUUCCUUCUCUUGCAGGAGAAAAAAAAAUUUCCAAACUGAUCAAUUCUUGGCUCAAAUCAAGGAGCUAGCCAGUACCAUGCAUGUUUUCACAAAUCAAUGUCCAGUAUCAUGAUUCUUUUCUUCUAACGUUUUUGCAACACUUUAAUUAUUAUUAUUAAUUUGUUUUUGUUUUCAGAAACUUAAUUAAUUGUAUUAAUUAUUCUUAAUGCACAUAUAUAAUUUAAUCAUUCGUACGUGAUGAUCGAUUGAAUGUGUGUGUGUGUGUGUAUUCUCAGCAUGCAUGCAAAAUCUUCUUGCAUUGAGUUUAUAAUCAAUUAUUAAUCCACCAUGGAUAUUGUAUGCAAGAAAUCUCAAUCAACCACAAACCUUCGAAAGAUGGUUCACAUUGCCACCAGGCCAAAGAAAAUUCUCCAACUAUGGCUAUGGUACUGGGCUCCUCAAUAUUACAGAGAGAACCCCAAGGAAUCUUUGCUAGUCGGAUCAAAAUUCUCGACAGGCGGCAAACUGGUCGCCAAAGGGGCGAGUGCUCCUGAAAAGGUGCCAAGAGGUUUUCUAGCGGUGUACGUGGGGGCAGAGCAACGGAGGUUUGUGAUUCCAUUGAGCUGUUUGUCAACGCCAGAAUUUGUGGGUUUGAUGGAUAAAGUUGCUGAGGAAUUUGGUUAUGACAGUCAAGGUACUGGGCUACAUAUUCCAUGCGAAGAGGAAGACUUUGAGGAAAUACUGCUAAGAUGCUUGAGAUUACAAAGGGACAAGGCUUCUUCCAAGAGCAGGAUCAAGAGGAGCAACACAUCGUCUUGAAUCAAAGGCCGGUGGAAGUGGCAAGAGCCCAAAGACAAACAUGGAACAGCCAAAUUCACGAUCGCAUGGCCUGAUUAGAUGAGGCAACUUUGGAAAAUCCCUUAUUUACGUAUUGCAACUCUCUAGCUAGCUAGCUAGCUACUUGUUGCUGGCUACCAUAAUUAUCCAAUCACCGCCUCUGUUAUCUAUCGAAGUGUAAACUACUUCUGUUAUUAGAAUAGAUAUAGUAAAUCUCAGCUUCUUAGUA
Messenger RNA from Populus trichocarpa (black cottonwood), 1060 nucleotides. RefSeq names its product auxin-responsive protein SAUR22. Bases 343 to 813 code for a protein of 156 amino acids. Lineage: Eukaryota; Viridiplantae; Streptophyta; Magnoliopsida; Malpighiales; Salicaceae. Gene Ontology annotation, biological process: response to auxin. The transcript has 2 exons. The record is from RefSeq and is a predicted model, not a curated record.